Molecule: messenger RNA, 6404 nt
Organism: Serinus canaria (Common canary)
Lineage: Eukaryota; Metazoa; Chordata; Aves; Passeriformes; Fringillidae
Gene: IL2RB
Product: interleukin 2 receptor subunit beta
Exons: 8
Coding region: 1228-2724 (498 amino acids)
Biological process (GO): immunoglobulin mediated immune response; cytokine-mediated signaling pathway
Cellular component (GO): membrane; external side of plasma membrane
Molecular function (GO): protein binding; cytokine receptor activity
Source: RefSeq, a predicted model, not a curated record
GACUGGAGAGACUGAGGGAAAACAAUGUCACUUUACAAAAAUGUAGGCUUCCCCUUCCCAGGCCAGGUGUAGUGGAGAGAGCUGAGGUGUUUUGUCUUGAACUCUGUCUCUAUCUCCAUGUGGGCUGAGAUGCUGGCAGCCACUGCUCACUGUUUGCCAUCUGACAGUCCCAAACUGUCUAGCACAACCCAUCUUCCAGCUCCAUGGCUCUAUCUGAACUUCAGUUUUCAAAAAAUCCCUCUUCCUUGGCAGACACCCUUGGGACUGAAAGGCAUUUUCAAUGGAAAAUGAGGAUGUAUAGAGAUGGGGCUGGAGAAGGGAGGAACUGAAGUUAUACGGAGGCCAUUUGGUGAUUGCCAGGAUGAGCUGAGAUGUUGCACCUCGAGUAAUAAUGAAUGAAGAAAAAUACUGUCCUACUUUCUCUCCCCUGGCUCUUUCAUCUCUUCCAGUUCAUGCUGUUUUCUUCUCCCAUAUGCCUCCCAGCAGAGGGGAGGUGUUUAGCCAGUACUGCAGUGGGGGCUAGCUGAGUCUCUGUCAUCUCCAAAUAGGACAUCUGCAGCCAAGAGGCUCACCAGCCAAGCCCAGGACUGCCCUGAGUGCCUGCCAUAAGGACAGGCUCAGUGUGAUUCCGUCAUUGGCUGGGUUUCUUGUCCCUUUCAUAGAGACACCUCCAAUUGGGUUAGAUUGACAAAUAUAUCUUGGGGCUGGUGCAUGGCCCAAGAAAGCUAAAACACUGAUGUAGCUCCAUGGGUGUGAAUCAGAGACUGGGGCUGGAUGUGGAACUGAGCCAUUCCUUGGCUGGGGCUCUAGGAGGAAAACCCUCCCCACUGUCAGCAAGUCCCAGGCCUGAUCUGACCUUAGAGCUGAAGAGGCACCUCCUUCAGACCCUGCCCCAGCUACAGACCCAGAGGUGUUCUCCACCCUGCCACGCCCCAUGCCAGAGCUCAGCUGGGGCUCUCUUGUCAGGGCAGAGGAGAGGUUUCGAUGUAGUGCUGCCUCUUGUGAUCUACUGUCCUGGCUGACUGAGAUGUGACCUGGCUCAGAAGGUACAUGUCACUGAGUAUCUGAGAUCCUACAGGACUGUCAGUGUCUGGAAGGGGACCUGCAAAUCCUAGAGGGGCUGAAUCAGGCACCUGUCUCCCAGGGCUGUGUUGCUGUAGCUCACUGGAGUCAUACCCCUCACCUGAAAAACGCAAGAAACGCUGCAAAUUACCCAAGGCAGAGAAUAUGACAGGACUGAGGAGAUGCAUCAAAAUCUUCAACCAAAAUGUUAAUAAUCAGUGCUUCACCAUUUCAGACAGACUUAACUUGUCUGUCCAUUGCCACACUGGAGAGAAUAAAACCAAAAUACCUGAGCAAAUAAAAAACUUCAAUCCAUUUGCAAAUAUAAAGCUGAGGCCUCCAGGAGACCUUCAGGUGGUUAACAUAACUGAAAACACCUCCAACCUAACAUGGAGCUUGAAUAUUUCCUCUCACUAUUUGGAUGGGAUGCGGGAGUACCAAGUGCGGUACCGACACGUGAGCCAGUCCUGGGAGGAGGCUACAAACUUGCCCAUUGAACAGGAUCAGAUGUGGACAAAUUUUGAGAGACUCUCAUCCAACUCUAAAUAUGAGGCAGCUGUCCGUGCAAGGCCAAGUGCCAGGAGCACAUACAAAGGCACGUGGAGUGACUGGAGCAAGCCGGUCCUGUGGAGGACACACGCUGACCAUAAGGGAACAUCCCAGCCAGUCCUGCCAGUCCUGAUAGUGAGCACUUUCAUCUUUGUGAUCAUUGGGACUGCCUUCCUCAUUAACUUACGGGCCCUGAAAUGGUUUAAGAAGAUCCUGAAGAUUCACAUCCCAGACCCUGAGAAGUUUUUUCCCCCACUUGUUUCAGUUCAUGGAGGUGACAUUCAGAAAUGGCUUUCCUCCCCAUUCUCCACAUCUUCCUACUGCAUGAACAGCACAAUCCCAGAGAUCUCCAUGCUCGAGGUGAUGCAGAAGAAUGACCAGGAAUCCCCGUUUCUACUUUCCAAGGGAGCCCUGACUCCUGAUCCUCCCAUAGAAAUCAGUGUGCACUCUGGAUCCAGCUGCUUCACCAACCAAGGCUACUUCUUCUUCCACCUUUCCAACUCCUUUGAGAUCGAGCCCUGUCAGGUCUACUUCACCUACGAGCCUUUCAGCCAGGAGGGCAGUGGCAGCAAGGAUGGCAACUGUUACCAGGCUCUCCCCUCUCCAGACCUCUGCACACUGGCAGAGGACAUGAAUGUGUUGCCCAACAACUUCUUUCACUGUAUCGAGGCAGCCCAGGGCUCCCAAAAGAGCUCCUUCAUGGAAGAGACAGCAGGUGAAGCCCACCAGGCCAUGGCUGUUCCUGGGGCUCUCCAGUCGAGGGAAGGCACUUCACCAACACCGCUUCUGGAACAGGAUGAGAAGGUGCUGGACAAAGCAGUUUCACAACCAGCUGAGGCCGUGUUCCAGCUGGACACUGACUUUCCUGGCCCACUGGAGCUGCAGGACAGCAACACUGUCAGUGUAAUGGAGGGCAGUGGGAAGGGGGAGCCUCCAGCUGACCCCUGCACACCAGCAGCAAAUGCUGCCUCUUCCUUCUCCCAGCGUCCACCUCCAAUGCAAAGACAGGAUGAGGAGCCGUGCAAAACAGCCUUCUCCAGCCAGGUCCCAAACACUGGUGCCUAUCUUUCUCUGAGGGACCUUCAAAGCCAAUACAGCCAUUGUUCUGUCUAGGAUCUGCCUGGAGGAGACCCACAGGUGGGAAAGGCCACCUCUGCAGGGAAGGCUGGAUGGACAGUUUCUAUCCUUAGGACACGAGUGUAACUUCAGCAUCAAUCCCAUUGGGACUGCUCACUAACGAGGCUGGAGAACACAGCCCAACGAGGACUUACCUUCAAGCAAAUCUGUUUUUCUUUUACUGCUGGCUCCGAUGGCAUAGAAACUCCUCACACUUCUCAAGUGACACUCCAAACUUCACCAAUUCUUUUUUCCCUUCCCAGCUCCUGGUAGGAGUCUGUGUCACCAUUUCCAUGCUCUGCAUUUUGAUGUAAAGUAUCACUCAGCUUUGAGGCUGAGCAGGCAUAUGAUCAGUUUGCCUCAUACUGGCCUAAAAACCUCUAGUGGGACAGAGAAAUGCCUGAAGAUGUGGAUGUUAGAUUUUAUACAGGGGCCAAUAGCACUGCCAGUCAGUGCUGGGGUUGAUGAUGAAAUGCAUGAAGACAUCUCCUCCUGACUGACCAAGGGUGUGAUUUUUUUCUAUGAUGUCCUCCUUUAAGUUUUAAUCAGAGAUCACAUUCUAAGCUACUUGGUCCAGCUUUACACUUUAGAGUCUAGACCUUGGAGUCUCUAAGGCUGGCUCAGAGCCACAAAUGCAUCAGCUGUCUAAGCAGUGCAGUGUAAAAAAGAAAUCCCCAUUAUUGAGUUAAAAAUACUGGGGAAAUCCCCUCCCUCUCUUUCUUUCCUCCAGCUCUGAUGGUGGCAGUAAAAAGAACUCACAAAGUUUCCCAUUCUUGCUACAAUAUUUUUCAUGAAAUCAAAAGCCUUUCUGCCCUGCUGGCAAACUACAGUUAUUUGACUAUGAUAAGCUGAUUGCAGAAUAGUUCAUCCCACAUCCUGUAUAAGUGGAAAACAUCACAGCAGUGCUGCCCAUUCCUUCCACUGCUGAAGGGAAACCAUUGCCUAAUUAGCAGCAAAGAUGUGGUGAAUAAGCCCAGAAAACUAACCCACGAAUCAGCACCUUUACUCAAAAGAAAACCUCAAUCCAUUUGCAAAGAACGGGGAUAGCACAGACUUUGUUUUUCUUCUUCCUCUACAUGCCCUGAUCUGGCUUAGAAAAAGCCACAGAAGAAAAUGGGUAUGGCAAAGGAAGAUCCCUGCAUUCACCAUUUGUACCAUCUGUCCAUUUUCUUACUGCAUUUCUGGAUUUUUCAGCAGUGGGAAAAUACCAGCCGUGUGCGAAGAUUUCUUCUUAUCUCUUAAAGACUCUUCAAAGAGAAUUCAUACCAAAAAGUUCAAGGAUAUUGAACAUGUUAACACUUCUGUCACAGCUGUGAGUGUCAGCUAGAGCUAAUUCUCUCCUAUCUCUGUUUGGCCAAGCAUUGAGAUUCCUGCUCCUAAACUGUUACCUGACAUUCAGUAUGCAUCUGAAAGUCAUUAUGAGUCCCAGGUGCAGGCUCACCCACUGGCUUGGAUUUCACCUAAAAAGGGCUGUACAGAGGGGUUGAGCCUACUUGUUGCUGGGAGGUCUUGGGGAACUCUUCCUCUCCUCACAUCAGCUCCUUCACCAUCUGUCUCAGGACACAGACUGCUCCAUUGUGUCCAGGAGAAAACAGGAGACACAACUUCCCAGAUAGGGAAGUACGAGUCUUUCCCAGCUGUUUCCUGUACUUUGAGAAUCUUCCCAGAUGGACUUUGAAAAUCUUCCCAGAGACACUGACUCCCUUGCCUCUGAUGGGCAGUUUGCUAUCUUACAUGGGUCAAGGAUCCAAGCUGCACUGUCCCCAUGUAGACUUUCUUAAGCUCUUCUAUUUUCCUUCAUAGAAUCAUUAAGGUUGGAAAAGACCUUCAAGAUUAGUCCAAAUUUUGACUGAAUACUACCAUGCCCACUAAACUAUAUUGCAAAGUACCACAUCUACUUGUUUACCAAACACUUCCAAAGAUGGUGACUCCACCACUUUCCUUGAGAGCCUAUUCCAAUGUUUAAUCACUCUUUCAGUAAAGAAUUUUUUCCUGAUAUCCAACUUGAACUUCCCCUGAUGCAAUCUGAAGUAUUUUCCUCUUGAUCUAUCACUUGUUAUCUGGAAGAAGAGACUGACCUCUACUUUGCCACAACUUCCUCUUAGAGCGUUGUAGAGAGCAAUAAAGUUACCCUUGAGCCUUCUUUUCUGCAGGCUAAACAGCCCCAACAAUCCCUCAGCUUGUGCUCCAUACCCUUCACCUUCUCUAUUGCCCUUCUCUGGACAUGCUCCAGCACCUCAACGUCCUUCCUGUGCUGAGCAUCCCAAAACUGAAUACAGGAUCUGAGGUGUGGCCUCUGUACAGGGGGGAUGAUCCCUUUUCUGGCCCUGCUGGCCACAUCAUUCCUGGCACUAGCCAGGAUGUCAUCAGCCUUCUUGGCCCCCUGGGCACACAUGGCUCGUGUUCAACCACCACUGCAUGUCGUCUCCCCCUGGGCAGCUUUUCAGCCACUCUUCCCCCAGUCUGCAGCACUGCAUGGUGCUGUUGCCACCCUGUUGCUAACAGGACCUGAUACCUUGUUGAACCUCAUACCAUUGGCCUUGGCUCAUCAAUCCAGCCUGUCCAGACCCCUCUGCAGAGCCUUCCUACCCUGCAGCAGAUCAACACUUCUCCCCAACUUGGUGUCAUCUGUAAACUGAACAAAGGGGAGCUCUUGAUCCCCUCAUCUAGGUUUUCAACAGAUAUUAAACAUCUGGCCCCUAUACUAAGCCUUGUAGAACACCACUGGCUGCCAAGUGGAUUUAACCCCAAUCACCACAACUCUGGGUUUGGCCAUGCAGCCAGUGUUACCCAGCAAAGAGUACACACAUCUAUGCCAUGGGCUGCCAGUUUUUCCAGGACAAUGCUGUGGUAAGAUAGUGUAAAAGGUUUCACUAAAAUUAUGUAGACACCAUCCACAGCCUUUCCCUCUUCCUCUAAGCAAAGUUCACCCUGUCAUAGAAGGAGAACAGGCUGGUCAAGCAGGACAAGCUUUUCCUAAACCCAUGCUGGCUAGGCUUGAUCCCUUUGUUGUUCUGCACCUGCCAUGUGAUGGCACUCAAGGUGACCUGUGCCAUGAUCUUCUGUGGCAUGAAGAUCAGAUUGAUGGGCCUGUAGUUCUCAGCUCCUCCUUCCAGCCCUUUUUGUAGAUGGGUAUCAUGCUGGCUAACCUCCAGUCACCUGGGACCUCUCUGGCUAGCCAGGACUGCUGAUAGAUGAUGGAAAGUGGCUUGGUGAGCUCUUCUGCCAGUUUUCUCAGUGCCCUUGGGUGGACCCCAUCCAGCCCAGAAAAUUUGGGAGUGUCUAAGUGGCACAGCUGGUCACUAACUACUUCCUCCUGGAUUAUAGGGGGUUUAUUCUGCUCCCUGUCUUUGCCCUCUAGCUCAGGGGGGUGGGUACCUCGGAGACAUCUGGUCUUUCUGUUAGAGACUGAGGCAAAGAAGGCAUUAAGUAGCUCAGCCUCAUCCUUAAUGACAAUAUUCCCCUGCCAAGUCAAAUAAAGGAUGCAGCUUCUCCUUGACCCUCUUUUUGUUAUUAAUGUAUUUGUUAUUUUUGAUAACAGUAGCUAGAUUGAGUUCUAGCUGGACUUUCUCCUUUCUAAUUUUCUCUCUGCAGGACCAAACUAUAUAUCCGUACUCUUACUGAGUACAUCUUGCUGCUAAGAUGAGUACAAAAAAACAGAUUAGCUUCUUUGUAAA